Molecule: messenger RNA, 525 nt
Organism: Knipowitschia caucasica
Lineage: Eukaryota; Metazoa; Chordata; Actinopteri; Gobiiformes; Gobiidae
Source: the annotation of a GenBank genome assembly
AUGGUGACCAUCAAACGGCACGCUGGACACUUGUUGGUCAGUGCAAGUGUUCCUCGGCAAACCACUCCUUGUUCUGGAGCAGAGUUGGCCGGCUGCAAGCGCACAUGUUUAAAGCAUGGCCCUGAAGCCUCGUCUCCUGCUCUGUCUGCCCUGCUCUCCCUUCACUGGCUGCACAAGAUCCCAGACCGAAAGACGGGGACGGCCUUUGCUGCCCUAAUGACAUUUCUUCCGACCAAUCGUAGCUCUUUCCACGCCCUCCCUGUAUACAGUCCCUCCUCCCUGUUGUCUCUAGGCACACCAACUACCAAGAGGAGGGGAGAAAAGUGCAGGCAGGGAAAAAAAGUAAUCGCAAGUAGGCAGGCGGCUCCUGGGUUUAGCUUCCCUGUAGGAACACAGUGUGAGUUCGUGGGGCGUUUGCUGGUUUACUCACUUCUUGUCACAGUAGCAAGAACAUCGGCACAGCGGCGGGCCCGGAACAAAGGGGUUGAGCACUGGAGAAGAACUCAGGGACAGAGGGAAAACUGA